CAGACAUGAAAAAUUUUGGAACCUAUCCAUGCAUAAAGCCCACCACCUUACAGGAUUUCAUUGAGGGAACAGUUGGCUUCAGCAGACUUCACUCACACCCUGGUUCGAGUGUUGAGGAUCUUUCAGCGUGACGCCUGCGUGUUACAUGUGGGCUUCACUCUGUGUGCAGCUCAUUUAGCCUUUGACUGCAACACGUAUAGCGUGAUGUGUUUUUAAGCUCUUCCACUUAACAUGCUAGACUGAUUGUUCAACUAUUGCAGCAUGAGCUGUCGCUGAUAAGUUAUGCAUAACAGCGUAGUUGGGAGAGGUGUCCGUGUGAAAUGACAUGUGACGAGGUGGAUUUCGCAUCAUGCUCUGUGCGUGCAGGAAUCUCACUUUCCUCUCAUUUCUUUGUCUCUUUAGACUGACCCGAAACACACCAAACCUUCUCUCUUGAUUAUAAUACAUCACACAGGAUUGGUGACGAGCCUGAUAUCCAAAACAUUAACUAUUAAGGAUUCAUUGUAAAUAUAAUUUCAUCAUUUGACUGCAUUGUUACAUUUUCUUGUAUACCAGCAUGUUUAUCACAUCAAAAUUGUUCUGUAAUUUGCCCAAACAGACUUUUCUGCUAUAAUCUGCACCCAGCACUACUCUAGACUAUAAUAGUAAUCUUGUUGUCCACAUGAGUUGAUUCACACAUGCUGAAAUAGAGGAGUUGCCAUUUGAACACAGUGCCCAGCAAGUGCAGGUUAACUUAUAACUGGCCCCCUUUAGCUGAUAAGUAUCUUCAGAGUUACUCAGUGUUCAGUCAGUUUGAUUUCACUGUGAGAGGCUCAGUUACAGUGUCUACACACAUAUGAACUCAUGGACCAACAAGGACCACAAGGUGUCUGGACUCACAUGUUGGGACAAUGGCCUGUAGUGGACACUAACUGUGCUAGAAAUCCUACAGUAGUCCUCAGUGGGCUACCUGAUCACCUGCCACCUGCUCCACACCCUCGUCAGUCAGACAGUUUGCUGGAUGGCGAGAAAACCGGAGCCACCCUGCUGUUCUCUGGAGUCUUCCUGGCCCUGAUGGGUGUCAUCUUCACCACCAUGGGAUGGCAACAAUACCAAGUCAACCUAAGCUUUGAGUGGCCCCAACUGCUGGGCCCUAUCCUGAUAUCAGUCGGAGGCACUUUCGUGUUUACCAGCGUCUGCAAGUUUGGGAUCGUCUCCUGCUGUCGCUGCAGACAGUGGGAUGAAGAAGUGCUGGUGAUGCCUGUCAUGGAGCAAACCUCUUUUACCUUAAGAGGCACAAAUCAACCAAUCGUGUUACGUGGUGGCACAACAAUGCUGUGUAUUCCACCUCCGUAUAACUUUAUAACCCAGGAAGUAAGCCAGGCCAAUGAGUUCCAGCCUGGCAGCUCUGUGAGUGCAGCCCUUCCUCCACUUAACGCUGCGUGCUGUGCGGAUAAUGCAGCUUUCACAGCAGAAGAAGCAGACAGCUCAGACGUUAGAGGAAGCAGGAUUGAGAGGACAGACGAUGAAAGAGGACGUGGUGAUGAGAGCGGAUCCCCCUGUGCACGUCCACCUGCGUACGAAGACAUAUUCCCGUCCUUUAACCAGCCUGAUGUGACAUAAACGCAUCCUGAGAGUUGUUAGGAGUUUCAUGUGUGGCUUUACAGUCUUCCAAUGGAUGAUACUGGAUGUCAAAAGGGAUUUUUACAAGAUUCACUGCAUUGCUAAACUUAAAUGCCCCUGAUAUUUCACUCCAGAACAACAGGAGAUUAAAAGAUGGGUUCACAAUUUUUUUGAAUACAUCCAAGUUUUCAAAUAUGUCAGUGAGUUUCCAAAGCGUUACAGCCUGCAGAUACAGCGGUGUUCAUCCAUAAAUCUCCAUUUUAAUGAGGUUUUCUUCCAG
Messenger RNA from Thunnus maccoyii (southern bluefin tuna), 1882 nucleotides. It is a transcript of the gene tmem174, whose product is annotated as transmembrane protein 174. The record is from RefSeq and is a predicted model, not a curated record. Bases 844 to 1602 code for a protein of 252 amino acids. Lineage: Eukaryota; Metazoa; Chordata; Actinopteri; Scombriformes; Scombridae. The transcript is spliced from 2 exons.